UCACGUUCUCUCGCUCUGAGUUCCCCGAGGACUGCCUCGCUUCUUCGGAUUCUGGAUUUUGCUUCGGAGACCGCAACACGUUUUCCUGACAAGCCAAUGUGGAAAAACCUGCUGGAGGACCGCUGCUUCCACCAGCAAGUUUAAACCAGUGUGUCUAAGAACCUACUCACCACGGGAGUUCUGCAAUGCUCACAGCCGUCUGUGGUUCUCUUGGCAACCAGUGCUCAGAGACACCUUGUUCUUCUCCAAGCCACUUGGAGCUGCAGCCUCUGCAGACAUAUCAACCUCAUACCAGCCCAGAAAGUGGGGGAGAUUUUCCAUCUCCUCUGCAACCUACAGAACUCCAGCACUUGCCUUUGGCUGCACCUGAAACGGAAUACUCGGGUAACAGUGGUUACGAGCUGCAUGGAUCUUCAAGGGUAGAUCUCGACAGCGAAAGCCAGCUGCCACCCGGGUCAUACGCUAAGCUUUUACAAGCAUCACCGGAUAUGUCUCAGCAUUAUGAACCUUGGUUUAGACCUACACAUUCAGGCAAUGCCACCGAUGACAAUAAUGUCAAUCCAUGGUGGGAUCUCCAUGCUGGAUCUAGCUGGAUGGAUCUUCAAAGUGGUCUCCAACCACCAGGCCACACAAGUGGGCUUCAGCCAGCCUUGGGUGGCUAUGGUUCUGCAGAACAUCAACUCUGUGGUCCACCUCAUCACCUGCUGCCUUCAGCACCACACCUUAUGAACCAAGAAGUUAUUAAAUCCCUGGAUUCUACUCAAGAGCCUCACCCAUUGGAGCAAGCUGGGGAUAGUAGCGGAAGACCAAAAAGCUCACGACGUUCAGUGACCCGGAGCUCUGGCCAAGCUGCUUGUCGAUGUCCUAACUGUCAAGAAGCUGAAAGGGUGGGCCAGUGCCCUGAUAAUUCCAAAAAGAAGCAUAUGCACAACUGUCAUAUUCCUGGUUGUGGCAAGGCAUAUGCGAAGACAUCCCAUUUGAAGGCUCACUUGAGAUGGCACAGUGGUGACCGUCCCUUUGUCUGCAAUUGGUUGUUCUGUGGAAAGCGCUUCACCCGCUCCGAUGAAUUGCAAAGGCACCUUCAGACGCAUACAGGAUCCAAAAAAUUCACCUGCCCUGUUUGCAAUCGAGUCUUCAUGAGAAGUGACCAUCUAAGCAAGCAUAUGAAGACACACGAUGGUGCCAAGGAAGAAGCUGAAGGAGAGGCUAAAACUGGACAAGAUCCUCCUGCUAAAAUCAAACGGGAAUCUGAGGGAAGCACUUCAAGUGCUACUCCUCAGUCUAAUUGAGCCUUUUUCUUUUCAUCUUUUCUCAAGAUGUCCAGCCCUUCCCAUCUUUCUAUAAUGGUCAAUCCUGGGUCUGUAACUUCCUAUUCAUGGCUAUAGGAUCAAUCCGUCCUGUGACAUGAACGUUAGUCUGUCCUUAGAUGCAAUGUUAUUUAUUUUGUAGGAGGAAACAGCGAUAUUGUUGGGACAGUUUGGAAAGUCCAGGCCUUUAGCAGCUUUGGGUGGGACUUCAUAUUGUACUUUUGUUUAGGGAAUAUAGGAAGAUACUGUUGUAAGCAUGGUUAAGGAGGUGGGUUGGGUAAGUGGCAUCUUGAGACAGUUACAAAUGGAGGGAUGUAGUCCUUGCCUCCUUCCAUUUGAAUGUUAGGUUUCAUGUUUUUGCUAUAUACAAAAAUCACAAAAACAUACAAAGGGUCAUAGUGGAACCCCACAUUUGGUUCCAGUUUAGUAGGUAACAUGGAAAUGUCAACCAUACUUCAGUUUCCAUGGGGGAUUUUUUGGGAGGAUCAUGAGUAGAAUUCUUGGCUUACAUCUCAGACAGCUACCUCACUCUGUUCCAAAAGCAGAGAUCUUACACCAUAUCCUUAAUUAUUGAUACAGGUGGCUGUAAAAGUACUUUAGCUUUUUUUUUUGGCAGUUGGUGACACUUGUAAAUUACCAUAAUAUGGAAUACCAUAAUUCAACCUUUAAAGUUUCCAGAAGUCCCAACUGAAACAUACAUUUCUAUAUGCCUUUGGUGCUAGUGUUUUGUUUAGAUUAUCUAUUAAAAAUAGAUUUUCUAAAAUUGUUUAUAUUUUCAACCAAACACAAAGCAUCUAGUCUCUCUAUGAGAUAUGACCAUUUCCUUUUCAUAGGAGAAAAAAGAAUGAGAAGAUAGAGAAAAUUGAAGGAACUGAAAAAUGAUUUUUUCAGGCCACUGAGAAAAGACAACUGACUAUUGGGUGUAGAGCAGGAUGGAAGUAUCAUAUUUUCUCAUAAUUAAUAUGCUGUUCUGUUAAUAUCUAGAACACUUUCUUAUGAUUGGAUGUUUCUUUAAUUCCACAGAAAUAAGAGGAUUUCCUUAGUACAAGGGAGAAAAUCUGUUUUGUGUUGAUUAAGUAGAAAUGGCUAGCACUUUUUCUGUACACACACUUUAAAAAUGUAUGUUCUCUCAGUCCUCCAAGCCUUUUUCCCUACUUCACUAUGCCUUUAAAGUAUCCUUGCAAAGAAAGUAUGUACUAAAGUUGUGGGUUAGGACUCAGUUUCUGAUUGCCCCAGGGCAAAUUCAGCAAUUAAGGAUGUGUAUUUUGUUUUGUUUUGUUUUUUGCAUUCUUACUACAGCAGAUGGCAAACUAGUUCAUGCACAUGAAUUGGUUAUCGUAAAUUGAGGGUAUCUUUCACUUAUGUUAAUACCAUUCUUGAUUUCCAGCUGUGUAA
Messenger RNA from Thamnophis sirtalis, 2702 nucleotides. It is a transcript of the gene SP6, whose product is annotated as Sp6 transcription factor. Gene Ontology annotation, biological process: regulation of transcription by RNA polymerase II. NCBI's taxonomy places the organism in Eukaryota, Metazoa, Chordata, Lepidosauria, Squamata, Natricidae. Gene Ontology annotation, molecular function: DNA-binding transcription factor activity, RNA polymerase II-specific; RNA polymerase II cis-regulatory region sequence-specific DNA binding. The record is from RefSeq and is a predicted model, not a curated record.